This is a messenger RNA of Gymnogyps californianus (California condor), 3357 nucleotides long. RefSeq names its product centrosomal protein 85 (gene CEP85). The transcript is spliced from 14 exons. Bases 20 to 2392 code for a protein of 790 amino acids. Lineage: Eukaryota; Metazoa; Chordata; Aves; Accipitriformes; Cathartidae. The record is from RefSeq and is a predicted model, not a curated record. Gene Ontology annotation, cellular component: centrosome.
UCUGAAUGAAGAGUGGCUGAUGUUUCACUGGAAAGAUAAGAUGGCUGCUCUUGAGAAACAUCCAGACCUGAGGCUCCAGCAGAACAAUCCAUCGGGUCCCAGCACCAGUCAGAAGAGUAAUUUCUUGGAGACUGACUGGAAGACGCCUAUGUUGUCUGUGAAGUUCCAGAGCCGUGUCAGUCGCUGCUCAAGCGUGGCCGACAGCGGGGAUGGGGGCAUUGGGACCUCCUGCUCAGACAGCACAGAAGACUUUUGCAAUUCCAGUAACGGUUCCUCAUUCCAGCCCAUCAAAACCCAAGUGACCAUCCCAACAGCCCAUGUUAUGCCUUCUACGUUGGGUGCCUCACCCUCCAAGCUGUGCUCUGCAGGAGACCAGAGCUGUUCGCAGAGUACUUCAAAAACUGCUAUGCCAGGAUCUGCUUCUGAACACGCAGGGCUCAUGAGAAACGGAGAUUUUAAUGCCGGGAAGCCUUCUCAGGUGCCACCCAGGGAUCUCUUGCGUCUCUACGGGACUUCAGGGGAAAAUGGUUUUGAGCAAUCCUGGCAUCCUGUUUCUGAUCACAUGAGAACAGAAGAUACUUGGAAGUUUGACACCCCUGCCAUUGAGCGCACCCUUAACCAGUCUCUCUUUCUGGAUAGUUUGUGCACUGACCCUCUCCACAGGUUCCAGAAGUUCAAUCCAAACUCUGGGGCAGCUGAGGCAGGAAAGGACCAUUAUAAGGUGCUGCCAGAGAGUAAGCAAGCGGCAGGGGCUAACGGAGUCUGUGAGCCCCAGGACGGAACGUGGCCGAGCGGGAGCAGACUGAUGCCAACGGGACUCCAGGCCAACAAUUUCUUUUCAAAACCUGUAACUCCUUCAUCUCGAGCAUGGAUGCAAGAAGCCUGCGCGCUACAUCCGCACGAGAGGGCCUGCGAGCUCAGUGCUUGGAAACAACAGCUGGAGAAAGUGCGAUUGCAAAUAGAGCAAAUGCAGUUACAAAAUGGAGGCGCCUGCCACCAUCCCUCGACGUAUUCUCCUUCGCUGCCUACACCUGAUCCAGCUCAGUGGAUCAAUAUCCUGAACUCCAAUGAAAACCUACUCAAGGAGAAAGAGCUCCUCAUUGACAGACAGAGACAACACAUAUCCCAGUUGGAGCAGAAGGUCCGGGAAAGUGAACUGCAGGUUCACAGUGCCCUGCUUGGCUGUCCAGCACCCUACGGAGAUGUCUACAUGUUGAGAAUGCAGGAGCUGCAGCGGGAGAACACGUUUCUUCGAGCACAGUUCACAGAGAAGACUGAAUCCCUCAGUAAGGAAAAGAUUGAAUUGGAGAGAAAACUGGCUGCUGCAGAGGUGGAUGCAAAGCUGAUCCGGGAGUCACUGAAGGAAACUAUGCAGAAACAUGCAGAGGAGUUAAAGAAACAGGAAGAAAGGGUAAAGGGAAGAGACAAACACAUUAAUAAUCUUAAAAAGAAAUGCCAGAAGGAAUCUGAACAAAACAGGGAGAGACAACAGAGAAUAGAGACCCUGGAACGAUACCUGGCUGAUCUACCAACCCUUGAGGACCAUCAGAAACAGAGUCAGAAGCUGAAGGAAUCUGAACUGAAGACUGCUGCUAUGCAGGAAACAGUGCUGGCACUGGAAACAGAGCUUGGAGAUGUCCGGGCUGCUUUCAGGGAGCAAGAGAUGCAGCUAGAAACCCAAAAACACAAGGAGCUGGAGCUUCUUUCCACUGUGCACAGCUUGCAGGACAAGAUGCAGCAGUGUGUAAAGAAUGCGGAGAGAGGACCCCCUGCCCAGGAUGGGGAGAGACAGAAAAUAGAAAAUGACUCUCUGAAGAAAGAAUGCGACUGCCUCAGGAAGAUAGUGGACAAACAGCAGAAGAAGAUGGAGCAGUUGUCCUUGCAAGUAAAGAACCUGGAAGAACAGGUGGCCCAGGAAGAGGGGACGAGCCAAGCUCUGAAAGAGGAGGCGAUGAGAAGAGAAAAUGCACUGCAGCAGCUCCGGACUGCUGUGAAAGAGCUUUCAGUGCAGAACCAGGAUCUCAUUGAGAAGAACCUGACCCUUCAGGAACGACUCCGGCAGGCAGAGCUAACAACCCAGCCGCUGCCUGCUGAGACAGCCUGCCUCGCCCAGGAGUUACACAGCGAGCUGGCCAGUUGUCUGCAGGAUUUGCAGUCUGUCUACAGCAUUGUCACUCAGAGGGCUCAGGGCAAGGAUCCCAACCUCUCUCUGCUCCUGGGCAUUCGCUCUGUGCAGUACUCUGCUAAGGAGAAGGACGACUUGCUGAGCCCUGAUGGACUUGCAAAGAAACUGGUGGAGGUAAAACAGCUUCACAAGGAGGUGGAGGACUUAAGGACGGCAAUAUCUGACAGAUAUGCUCAGGACAUGGGAGACAACUGCAUCACCCAGUAAAGAACGCUCCCCAAAGUAAGACAGGAAAUGAAGACUUGAAACCCUCAGGAGUCUAGAGCUCCUACAACCCAAAACCUAUUCAGCACUUUACCAUCCCUUUGCUCGGGUACAAGAUGUGUGACUUAUCCAAUCCGUGAGAAAUCAGGGGGUUUGUUGCCAGAAGUGUUUAGCUGCUGACUGGCUAACUGGAAUCAUUCAGGGCUUCGGUGUCGGGCUUUGCAGUAGCUUUGAUCUUGUGGAAUGUGUUUAUGCUGUGUUUGCUGGAGCUGGUGUGGUCUCUGAUGCUGGGAGAUGAAUUCUGAAUUGCCUUCCAGGCAUGUCAAAUGCUGAACAUGCAAAUGUGACCGUUAAAAUCAUCACUAAAAGGAAACGUAUGCCCUGGUCUUUCUGAUAAAUUCUCUGCGCAGAUCCUGUGUGACAAGUAAGACCAGAGGAUUAUCAGAGUGUUCAGGGGAUAUCUGUGAACUUCGUAGGCAAGCAGGUUUGCCAGUUAUACUACUGCUGAUUACAUCAAGGUGCUACAGGCUUCUCGGAUGCUGUGCGCGCGGUUCUGGCUUGGAUGCUUGUGUAGCCAUUCGUGGAGCGGGACCUGCUUUCCUCAGGUAAACGCAACUGGAGUCUUUCAGUAGCCAACAGGAGUUGGGGAAUAAAGAAACACUAAAAGGAAGAGUCUGAAAAGGCUCCCCCUGGGCACUGUUACCCCAGAAGCCUUAAUAAGCCUUUUAUCCCCCCGAAAUAGCACUCUGAGCGUGGGUAUGAUUCAGACUGUGGAGGAAGUGGAUUGAUGCUGAAGUGCCUUAAUGUGCUAGAGAAACCUCCUGUCCCCACGCUGCUUAGUGCCUAAUGCAUCUGCUGGCAGGGUGAGGAACUGCUCUUUCUUGUAGCAGCCUUUAGAGCCAUCGCAAACAAUCCUGGGGAGCCUUGAAUGUCUGGAACCCCUGCCAGAGCCGCAGAGAGGCUCUGCG